Messenger RNA from Moneuplotes crassus, 989 nucleotides. NCBI's taxonomy places the organism in Eukaryota, Ciliophora, Spirotrichea, Euplotida, Euplotidae. The record is from the annotation of a GenBank genome assembly.
GAAUAAUGUUUUCAAAAGCAUCACUACAUUUCUUGAAAAGAACAGCAAGAAGAUUUUCAAAACUCGUUUCAGUCAAUGGCAAGAAGUACAAGGUUCCUUCGAACUUCAAGGAGCCUGCCUACGACAUGAAUCAUAUCCAGAACGACUCCAAAGUCCUUCUGCUUAGGCAUGGGAACACCCUCUUCAACUUGACUUAUGAUAAAAUAUUUCACGAUAAAGGUUACGGCCAAGAAAUUCUAGACUUUUGGCAUGACGACAACUACAGAGACAGUCCUCUCUCUGAGUUUGGUAUUGAGCAAUGCAAGUAUGCAUCACAGUUUGCUGAUAAGCUCGAUAUCGACAUGGUCUUGAUAAGUCCUCUCAGAAGAACUCUUCAAACUGCCCAUUAUGUUUUAAGGAAUCAUCCUCAAAAGGAAGAAAUAAAAUAUGUCAUCCAUCCAGGAAUCAGAGAGCAUGUCUAUGGAUAUUGCGAAAUGACACGGAAUUGGGAAAAGAAGUAUAAUGAGGAGUACAAGCAUAUGUUCCCUAACCUGGAUGCCAGCCUUAUGAUGAAGGAAGAUGGACAUUAUGAUGAACUCUUCUAUUCCAAGAACUUCCAACCGGAAGUGAGUGAAAAAUUCUCAGGCAUGUCGAAAAAGACAAUCGACCACAUAAUCAUGGAGGCAGCAAGGGACAACUUCCCAAGGGCUGCUGAAAGUUAUGAAUCAACAUGUGACAGGACUCUAGGGGUUAAGGAAUAUGUAAGAAACUACCUUAAAAACAGGAAUCCAGAAAAUGAUCACAAGAAAAUACUCCUAGUCACACACUGUGUGACCCUCAGAGUUUGGAUGGGAGACUGGAGUGGCAUGUCAAAACCAUACCAAGAUUUCCCAAAAAAUUCAUAUUGGGUUUCCAACUGCGAGUUCUUCCCUGAUACUCAAUACAAUUAUUCAAGCUCCCUUUAAAUCUCACCUAAUAAUUCACCUAACUAUUUCCCCCUAAAGAAUAAU